Symbiodinium natans is the source of this 1737-nucleotide messenger RNA. Lineage: Eukaryota; Dinophyceae; Suessiales; Symbiodiniaceae. The record is from the annotation of a GenBank genome assembly.
AUGGCCAUGGCUACCCAUGGCCAUGGUUGGUGGGACCUGACAUGUCCUGAUCUUUCUUGUAGCGUUUUGGGCUCGUUUUUGCCAGUAAGCUCCGCUCGCCGCCGCAAAGGAUCCUUAAGCGCGGCUAUGGCUGAAGAAAAGGAGCAGAGUGCUGGGAUGUUUGCUCUGAUGGUGACCUUGAAGAUCGUUGGAGUCCUCAUCGCCCUGUACUUUUUCCUCUUCGGUCUCGACCUUAUGGGUGGCUCCUUCAGUGCUCUGGGCAGCAAAGGAGCCGGAAACUUGUUCACCUUCUCUGACAAUCCUAUUGCUGGCCUCAUGGUGGGCAUCCUGGCUACUGUCCUGGUGCAAUCCUCGUCAACAAGCACAAGUAUCGUGGUUGGUUUGGUCGGGGCUGAUGUGUUGGCAGUGAGGUAUGCGAUCCCUAUCAUCAUGGGUGCCAACAUAGGCACUUCCGUGACGAACACUAUUGUCAGCAUGGCCCAUGCAGGGGACCGGUUGGAACUGGAGCGAGCCUUCUCUGGCGCCACAGUGCACGACAUGUUUAACAUGCUCGCAGUCCUGACUUUGCUUCCUGUGGAACUGAUCAUCGCUGCUAUCUCCGGAGAGGGAGGCCUGCUGUACUGGAUCUCCAAAGGAUUGACGGAUGCCGUCAUGGGAGAUUCAGAGAACGACUUGACCUUUCCUUCUCCAACUAAAGAGAUUGUGGGCCCCUUCUCCAAGCUGUUCCUGAACAAGGACAAAAACACCAUCAAAGCCUUGUCCUUUGGCGCACCUACGGCUCAGAGCUGUGGCACGGGCUGCACAAAGUACUGUGUGAGCUCAGAUGUGAGCAAGGCCUGGCAGAAGGUUGCAGAAGAUGCCUACGCAUCCACCCUGACGGCGUGCACUGGCGCUGUAACUUGCGAUUCGGGCACUUGCUACACAAAUGCUGGGGACUUUUACACAAACAACAUCGAGACGGGAAGGACCAUCAAGGGUGGCUUCCUGAAAGACGUUGGUGACGUUGGAGGUGGCAUCAUUGGACUCAUCCUGUCGUUGAUUGUGCUUUGCGCAGCCCUGUUCUGCCUGGUUAAGCUUUUGCACAGCCUUGUGAUGGGCCAGGCCAAAAAGAUCAUCAUGAAGGGCACCAACAUGAACGACUACUUGGCCAUCUUGGUGGGUCUGGCAAUCACCAUCCUCGUGCAGUCGAGCUCCGUCACAACGUCGGCUUUGACUCCCUUGGUUGGCAUUGGAGUUCUGCCCGUUCACAAGAUGCUGCCCAUGACGCUGGGAGCAAACAUUGGUACGACCAUUACCUCCAUCCUUGCAGGGCUGGCCGUCAUGAAGAAGAGCAGCAUCCAGAUUGCUUUCUGCCACCUGCUGUUCAACCUCGUUGGUAUUUUGAUUUGGUUCCCUGUCCCCAUCAUGCGCAGGGUGGUUGUCCGGGCUGCUUGCACUUUGGGCUUCUAUGCCUCCUACUGGCGCCUGGUUCCGCUCAUCUACAUCCUGGUGAUGUUCGUGGCAGUGCCGGGCGUUUGCUUGCUGAUUUCCCUGCUUUAUGGUUCCAGUGUUGCUGGUGGUGUGGUUCUCACUAUCCUUGCCGUGGCGGUUGUGGCGGCCUUUAUCUACUGGUGGAACUUCAUGGGCGGCUGCUACAAGGUGGUCAGCAAGGAAGAGCGUGACGCCCGCCAAGCCGAGAUCGAGGCAGAGAUGGGUGAUGCACCAAAGGAAGAACCAGCAGCUGAAACCGCGGUUUGA